AAUCAGCUGACGCUAGUAAGGAAGUCUUCUCUUCACAAACCUCUGUCACUCUGUCAGCUAUAACACUUCUCAAAUUCUUGACUUCUAGUUUAACGAUAUUUCUGGUUUUUGUUUGAAACUACCUUCAAAUCAGCAAAAUGGCACUCACCGAUAGCGAUGUUCAAAAACAGAUCAAACAAAUGAUGGGCUUCAUUGAGCAAGAAGCUAAUGAAAAAGUCGAAGAAAUCGACGCCAAGGCUGAAGAAGAAUUCAAUAUCGAAAAGGGUCGUUUGGUCCAGCAGCAGCGUCUUAAGAUUAUGGAAUUCUAUGAAAGGAAGGAGAAGCAGGUUGAACUACAAAAGAAAAUUCAAUCAUCCAACUUGCUGAAUCAGGCACGAUUGAAGGUUCUGCAAGCUCAACAGCAGCACAUUCAAAAUCUUUUGGCUGAGGCUCGAACAAGGCUGGGAAAAUCUAGUUCUGAUCGUGCAAACUACACCCGGGUUGUUUGUGAUUUGAUUAUUCAAGCUUUGUUCCAGAUUAUGGAGCCUAACGUGACUAUCCGCUGCCGUGAAAUUGACUUGGAACUAGUAGAAAGCGUACUGCCCGAGGCCAUUGCAAAAUACACUGAGGCUAUGCACAAACCAUGCCACAUCACCAUCGCUAAAGAGAACUGUCUUCCAGCUGACACAUGCGGUGGAGUUGAGCUGUGUGCAUUCCACGGACGUAUUCGAGUCAACAACACUCUCGAAAAUCGCUUGGAGAUGAUUGCCGGUCAGAUGUUGCCCGAGAUGCGUACUAAGCUGUUCAAUGCAAAUCCCAACCGCAAAUUCUUCGAUUAAUUUACCCCAAUAGGAAGUUGUUUUUUUCCAUUUUUCUCUUUCACAAUUUUUUCCUUCGUGCGGACGGUAGAACAUGAUGCUCUAUAUCCGUGCCGUCGAAUCAGUAGUAAAUUUGUCUUGUCUUUCUAUCUGUGCAUGCACCAUUCAUCCAUUUGAAAUAGGGGAGACAAAAAAAAAAUUAUUAUACCGGAAAAACUAACAACAUUCCUCCUGUUUGUCUAGAUGUUUAUCGUGGUUGUUUUGGUUAAUACAUUGUAUAUUAGCGACA
Messenger RNA from Daphnia pulicaria, 1086 nucleotides. It is a transcript of the gene Vha26, whose product is annotated as V-type proton ATPase subunit E-like. Gene Ontology annotation, molecular function: proton-transporting ATPase activity, rotational mechanism. The coding region runs from base 138 to 818 and encodes 226 amino acids. Gene Ontology annotation, biological process: proton transmembrane transport. Gene Ontology annotation, cellular component: proton-transporting two-sector ATPase complex, catalytic domain. The record is from RefSeq and is a predicted model, not a curated record. The transcript is spliced from 5 exons. Lineage: Eukaryota; Metazoa; Arthropoda; Branchiopoda; Diplostraca; Daphniidae.